AUGGACGGAGCGAAGGCGGCGAGCCUCGCCUUCCGCAUCGUUGCGCUUGCGUUGUCGGUGGCUGCCGCCGUCGUGAUGGGCACCGCGAACCAGCUGAUGGUCGACUCGGGCUGGGGCAGAGGGGUCGUCUCCUACAACUACAAACACUACAGCGCUCUUGUAUACUUCGUGGCGGGCAGCGCCAUCUCGGCCGUCUGCGGCGCGCUGGCGCUCUUCCUGUCCGUGUACAGGGGCGGCGGCUCGCUGACCGUCUCGCUCCUCGACACGGCCGCCCAGGCCAUCUUAUUCUCGGCAUCCGGCGCGGCGCUCGCCGCGCGCGACUGCUUCACCGGCGGGACGGACGCGUUGCGCGGGAGGACAGGCACCGCGGCGGCAAUCGGUGUGUGCGCGGCUGCGGCCGUAUCUGUCGCGGCGCUGACCAGAGAUAGGCACAGGAACUGGUAGCGUGAGUAGAUGCGUUUUUGAAAUUUGAAAUGCGUUUUUUUGGCUCUUCUUUUGGACGGUUGAUGCGUAAAUACUUCUAGUUGUUUCCGUUUAAAUGAGAUGUGUGCAUGCAUUUGAUCCAAAUAUGGUUCGGAUUUGUGUGGGCCCGAAUCUUGCAUGUUUUUCUCUUAGAAACCGAUAGUUGAUUGAUCCGUCAUUCGAUUAGAAAGAAAGUGUUUAAUUACAA
Molecule: messenger RNA, 670 nt
Organism: Lolium perenne
Lineage: Eukaryota; Viridiplantae; Streptophyta; Magnoliopsida; Poales; Poaceae
Product: CASP-like protein 1U1
Source: RefSeq, a predicted model, not a curated record